Messenger RNA from Musca vetustissima, 553 nucleotides. RefSeq names its product complexin (gene cpx). Gene Ontology annotation, molecular function: syntaxin binding. Bases 107 to 493 code for a protein of 128 amino acids. Gene Ontology annotation, cellular component: SNARE complex; terminal bouton. The transcript has 4 exons. NCBI's taxonomy places the organism in Eukaryota, Metazoa, Arthropoda, Insecta, Diptera, Muscidae. Gene Ontology annotation, biological process: regulation of neurotransmitter secretion; neurotransmitter transport; synaptic vesicle exocytosis. The record is from RefSeq and is a predicted model, not a curated record.
UAUUUUCCCCAGGAAGGUGCAAGCAUUAACAUUAUCCUUUUUCCAUUUUCGUGUUAGAAAUAAAUUUAGCAAAAUUUCUGAAUUUAUCAACGAACUUACCAAGAAAAUGAAAGGCGCCGUAGGUGGUGAUGGCGGUGAUGAUGCCGACGAUAAGGAAAAGGCAGAGGAGGAGGAGAGAGAACGUCAGGAGGCCAUCCGUGAGGCCGAAGAACGACGCAAGGAGAAGCAUCGUCGCAUGGAAGAGGAGCGUGAGAAAAUGCGACAAGAUAUUCGUGAUAAGUAUAACAUCAAGAAGAAAGAAGAGGUAGUAGAACAACAGAUGAUGCCACAAGAGGAGCCAAAUCCACUGAUGCGGAAAAAGAAAACGCCAGAAGAAUUGGCUGCCGAGGCCGAGCAAGAAGAACUUGAUGAUUUCACGAAACUGAAAAAUCAAAUAGAAACGCAAGUAAAUGAGCUAAAAACCCAAAUAGAGGGAAAAUGCGUCAUGCAGUGAUAUGUCAACAUAAUUCUAUAUAAAUUAUAUGAAUAAUAACAGAAAAAAAGAAACAAAUAU